Molecule: messenger RNA, 501 nt
Organism: Vicia villosa (hairy vetch)
Lineage: Eukaryota; Viridiplantae; Streptophyta; Magnoliopsida; Fabales; Fabaceae
Exons: 1
Coding region: 1-501 (166 amino acids)
Source: RefSeq, a predicted model, not a curated record
AUGCGAAAAGGAGCCAUGACCUGGUAUAAAAGUUUGCCCGACGAGUCCAUCACAUCAUGGAGGGUGCUCGAAAAACUUUUUUCCAGACAUUUCACGGCUUCCCGAAGACACCCCAAGUCAGAAGCCUCCUUGGAGGCCAUUAUCCAAGGAAAGGACGAGUCUCUACGGGCGUACAUAGAAAGAUUCAAUAAGGAAGCCGUACAGGUAUCCACCACUGCCCGUAUGAAGAAAUUCUUGCUCGAGCGCGGCCUCCGACCACGCUCGGACUUCCCUAAAGCCGUCGGAAUUGAAACACUGGCCACUCUGGACGAAUUCUUCCUCAAAGCCCAAGCCUACAUUCAGUAUGAGGAGAAAGAAGCCGCCCACGCCGUUCGCAAUUCCAGGCACGAAGAGAGCAGUAAAAAUGCACGCCAAGAUGAGUCUCGCCGGGGAAUUGACAAAAAGAAAGAUGAUAAAACUCGGGACCUUAAGGAUUACAAAACCCCUGCGGGGAAAUUCUGA